AUGGAGGCUCUAGGAAUGUCUAAUGGGAAAGGGAAUUCCAGAAGAUGGGCGCAGCAUGGGAAAGGCCUUGAUGAGGAGUGUAAAGUGGUAACUCCUGUACAAAGUACAACGCCAGGUCUUGUGAUCACUGAGGUCAUAUACGGUACCAUAAGUUUUGAAUUCUGCUUUAGCCGAACAUUUUCCCGAAAUAGCCAUUUCCAACGUGCAAUUUCUGCUGCACGGCUUUUUCCAGGGCCUUUAGCUCUGGAGCUGAUUAAUGUUAAAGUGGAUUGGGCCCACGUGCAGUUCCGCAGCAUGAAGCACUUGAGGCCUCUCCCUGUGUCCCACAGGCAGUAUUGCCUUGUGAAAGAGAUCAACUCGCUCUUCGCUCUUUAUCAUACGACCUUCAUGCGGCUAAAAUGCAUUUCACCUCUCGAUCUGACAAGAUGCAACAUUAACUUGCUGUACGAAGAUGUUUUCCAGAACAACAUUCAUCUAAACACCCUGGUGCUAAUCGGGAACCCCAUACUAUACAUUGCAGCGAGCGCAUUCAAUGGCCCACUGGCCCUCAAACAUCUCUUCUUACAACAAAUACCUUUAACAAAUGUGACUUUUAUCCCGCUGGAACACUUGCAGCACUUGGAGACCCUCAGCUUUGGAAACAACUUUAUCUCCUCUUUGCAGCUUCCCCACAAUUUCCCCAUAAAGAAUCUGAGAGUCCUGGACUUCCAGUCCAAUUGAAAGAUUCUCGCUGCCGAUGUUGAAAUUCUUAAGCAAAGCAAUAAUUUGAGCCUUAUAUUAAAGGGAAACGACAUUGAAUAUAUUGAACCAAAUUCUUUCGAUUCCGUCAAUCUGUAUAGUUUAGAUCUUAAAGGCAACCGCGGUGACCUUGCAAAUCUUUUAUCGAGCACCGCGUUCUCCUGUCUGACGACCAUUCAAAGACUAGAUUUAACCGGAACGCAUGUGGAGUCUCUUCCUUUACUGAAAUAUCUGAAUUUGUCAAGGAUGAAUAUUAAUGCCAGCAAUGAGAACUUACUCAAGGGCCUUGAAAGCCAAACAUUCCUGAACAUGGAGAGACCUCCUUCCAUAUGGGAAUUAUACAAUAUUUUCCUCCAAGCUCUACAUUUAGAGGUACUCAUCUUAUUAUCCUGCAACCUGACAGCAAUAGAGCAUCGGGCAUUUCAUAAACUGGCAAAGCUUCAAUAUGAAGAUCUCCGACACAAUAAAAUAACCAUAUUUAGCAGUAAUGCGUUUAGGGAUCUAAGCCACAUCCACUUGAACUUUGCUUCCAACAUGAUUUCCGACAUAGCUUCACAUUUGCUCCAUAACAUAUCAGGCACAAGCGCCAUUAACUUAAGCCACAACCCAAUUGACUGUUUGUGUUUCAACUUCCAGUUUUUGAAUGAAAAAAUAUUUGAAGAUAAAUCUAUUACUCUAUGCGGAUCUCCCAAAUCCAUAGAAGGCACAACAUUGUCUGCACUACAGUUAUCAUGUGGUUUGUCUGCUCCCUGGAUAUUUGUUAUCAUUCUAGGGACUGUUAUAAUAGGUCUGGGAGUCAUAUUUGGGGACAGUGCAGCCCAACAGGACAGUGCCGCCCAACAGGACAGUGCAGCCCAACAGGACAGUGCAGCCCAACAGGACAGUGCAGCCCAACAGGACAGUGCAGCCCAACAGGACAGUGCAGCCCAACAGGACAGUGCAGCUGGCAUUAGAGAAAGCCGGUGGCGAUGA
Molecule: messenger RNA, 1710 nt
Organism: Xenopus tropicalis (tropical clawed frog)
Lineage: Eukaryota; Metazoa; Chordata; Amphibia; Anura; Pipidae
Gene: cd180
Product: CD180 molecule
Source: RefSeq, a predicted model, not a curated record